AUGCAAACGAUCAAAUGUGUUGUUGUUGGCGACGGAGGUGUUGGUAAGACGUCUCUUCUGAUCACAUACGUAACAGAAGAAUUCCCAGACGAAUACAUUCCAAAUAUUUUUGAUACUUAUAAUAAAAACGUCUUUGUUGAAACGACACCAAUUAAGUUGGAGUUGUGGGACACUUGCGGACAAACAGACUAUCUUAGAGUAAGCCAACGUUUAUAUCAAGAAACAGAUGUGUUUAUUUUGUGCUUUUCUUUAGUAUCACAAACAACACUCGAUAACAUUAUAACAUUUUGGGAACCAGAAA
Molecule: messenger RNA, 301 nt
Organism: Entamoeba invadens IP1
Lineage: Eukaryota; Evosea; Mastigamoebida; Endamoebidae
Exons: 1
Biological process (GO): small GTPase-mediated signal transduction
Molecular function (GO): GTP binding; GTPase activity
Source: RefSeq, a predicted model, not a curated record